Messenger RNA from Raphanus sativus (radish), 858 nucleotides. RefSeq lists its product as uncharacterized. The transcript is spliced from 2 exons. Lineage: Eukaryota; Viridiplantae; Streptophyta; Magnoliopsida; Brassicales; Brassicaceae. The record is from RefSeq and is a predicted model, not a curated record. Bases 226 to 750 code for a protein of 174 amino acids.
ACUCCUUCCCCAUUCCUCUCUCCUCCGAAAAUGGUAAUUUCCUCGCCCCCUUUAUUAGUUUAGACAAUUUAGAUAGGUGGUUAGUUUAGGUGGUUAGUUUAGAGAAUUUAGAUAGGUUUACGGAUUUUAUGUUCGUUAGAUAGAUUUUUAAAUUAUUGAUGAUAGCUUUUUAAUUAUUGAUGAUCAUAAUCUCAAAAAAAAAUAUUUUUGCAGGUUCGCCAGCGCAUGCUUUCUGCUCACUACAGGGAGAUAUUCGGUGAGCCUGGUAGUCAGUUAGACCCGCCAGGUUCUUCUUCAGGUGCCGGCGGUUCAGGUUCUUCGGAUCAGGAGUCUGUUCCCGAGACUCAGCAUUUCUUCCCUCCGAUGCCUCCUCCGAUGGCUCAGCCGAUGCCUCAGCCGAUGGCUCAGCCGAUGGCUCCUCCGAUGGCUCCUCCGGUGCCUCCUCCGAUGGCUCCUCCUGAGAUCCCCGCCGCUGUUCAUUCCGAUCUCAUGGUGCCACCUACUGUUCCCUUCUCGCAGUACACUGUCGAGGAUAUUCUCGGUAUGCCAGGCAGAGCUGGUUUACCAAUCAUAGACCCCGACAGACCCGACGGGACUUUAUGGUUUGGGGUUGACAAUUCCCUUGCGACAGAUGUAACCGAGACGAUUAAAGGUUACUUCUCCAUGGCGCAUCCAAACUGGAAAUUGACGCCGAUCUACAUCCGAAAGACGUGGUUCAAGAUUUACGCUGUAAGUAAUUCUAUUAGUUAAAUUUUUUUUUUAUUAACUAAUUAUUAAUUUUUUUUUGCAGCAAAAGUAUCAUUGGUCCAUCGGGGUCAGUGAGAAAGUGAGGAAGGCGUUUUACGAGAAGGCGGAAGU